Setaria italica (foxtail millet) is the source of this 3437-nucleotide messenger RNA. Its product is annotated as putative disease resistance RPP13-like protein 3. Gene Ontology annotation, molecular function: ADP binding. Gene Ontology annotation, biological process: defense response to other organism. The coding region runs from base 306 to 3167 and encodes 953 amino acids. The record is from RefSeq and is a predicted model, not a curated record. The transcript is spliced from 4 exons. Lineage: Eukaryota; Viridiplantae; Streptophyta; Magnoliopsida; Poales; Poaceae.
AACGGCAAGCCUCUGGGUCAAGGAGUUUGGGUAAGAUUGGUCAAGGAGUGGUUCUCGGCGGCCACUUCCGCGCUCCUUCCUUCUCUCGCAGGGUCUGGCACCUUCCGCGCCCUCUGAUAUGCUGCCGUCGUCCCACGCCAGGGAGGGAGCUGGUUGUCACUCAAACUUGUUUCAGGCACUUCCAUCCACGCGACCAUCCUUCGCUAAUAGCUUGCUUGAGAUCUAAUUAAGCUGCAAGAAAGAAUAGAAUGUACACAUCAGCUACAUCACAAACAUCAGCUUGAUAGGGAGCUUGCAUUGGGACCAUGGAUCUGGUGACAGGGGCAAUGGGCUGCCUUGCCCCCAAGCUGCUCCAGCUGCUCCAAGAUGAAUACAACCUGCAGAAGGGAGUCAGGAAGAAAGUGGAGUUCCUCUCACGGGAGCUGGAGAGCAUCCACGCCGCCCUCCGCAAGGUAGCGGAAGUGCCGUGGGACCAGCUCGAUGAGCAGGUCAAGGUCUGGGCACGCCAGGUCAGGGAGGCAUCCUAUGACAUGGAGGAUGUCCUCGACACCUUCCACGUGCGUGUCGAGGGCGACGCACCCGCCGAUCCUAGCAGGCUCAAACGUGCCAUGAAGAAGAUGCGCAGCUUGUUCAGCAAGGGCAAGGCACGCCAUGACAUCGCAAGUGCAAUUGAAGAUAUCAAGAAGCAACUCCAGGAAGUGGCUGACAGGCGUGCUAGGUACAAAGUCGAUGAGAUUAUGGCCAAACCAGUGGCAAAGACGUCAACUAUUGAUCCUCGCCUUGCAACUAUGUACAGUGAAGUGACUAAACUCAUUGGCAUCGACAAGUCAAGGGGUCAGCUCAUAUCCAUGCUGUCACCCCUUUGGAACGACAACGAGUUCAACAAGAAGAUGAAGGUCGUUUCUGUUGUGGGAGUAGGAGGGUUGGGCAAGACUACCCUUGCCAAAGCAGUUUAUGAUGAGCUUAAACCACAAUUUGAUUGCUGGGCUUUUGUUCCCGUUGGCCGGAAUCCUGAUUUGAAGAAAGUCUUUAGGGACAUUCUUAUAGAUCUUGACAAGGAAACGUACAUGGCUUCCAAAUUUACAUUACUGGAUGAGAGGCAGCUCAUAAACGAACUCCAUCAUUACCUUGGAACAAAGAGGUACUUUGUUGUUAUCGAUGACGUAUGGGAGACACAAUCUUGGGAAGUAAUCAAGUUAGCUUUUGUUGAGAAUAAUAAUGGAAGUAGAAUAAUAACCACUACUCGUAAAUUAGAAGUUGCCACUAAUGAGGUUUACGAGCUACCACCACUUUCAUAUGGUAACUCCAAAAAAUUAUUCUAUACAAGGAUAUUUGGUGGCGAAGAUAAAUGUAUUGAUAAUCAACCUGAUGAGGUAUCUGAAAAAAUUCUAAAGAAAUGUGAUGGUGUACCAUUAGCUAUUAUCACAAUGGCAAGUUUGUUGGUGGGUAAGCCAAGAGAGGAAUGGUCUGAGGUGAACAGCUCUAUUGGUCUUUGCCUAAAUCAUAACCGGCAAGUAGAGAUUACGAUGAGGAUAUUGUCCUUUAGCUACUAUGAUAUGCCUUCACAUCUAAGGACUUGUUUAUUGUACCUAAGUGCAUUCCCAGAAGAAUAUGUUAUUAAUAAGGUUUCUUUAAUAUGGAAGUGGGUAGCUGAAAAUUUUGUGCAUAGGAAACAAGGGACUGAAUUAUUUGAGGUUGGGGAGGGAUACUUCAAUGACCUCAUAAAUCGAAGUAUGAUCCAGGCGGUUAAGUCAGAAGUGGAUGGCAUUGUAUAUGGUUGUCGUAUUCAUGAUAUGGUGCUUGAUCUCCUACGUUCAUUGUCACAUGAAGAAAACUUUGUCACUAUACUUUAUAAUAAUGUGGGCAUUGUAUCAGGAAGCAGAGUACGCAGGUUAGCAUUACAGGGUCCAAAGCACACUCAUCAGGUUAUUAAUCGUAUGGACAUGACACAAGUAAGGUCAGUUAUCACAUAUAGAUCCGAGUGGGUCUCGAUUGAGUCGAUUCCAAGCUUUAAACACUUACGUGUGUUAUUUUUAGAGGGCACGCGUAUAGAUCUUCAGCAUAUUGGAAAUUUAGUUCAGUUGAGGUACCUCGGGCUAAGACAUGUAUAUGUUCGUGAGCUCCCGAAAGAAAUAGGAUCUCUGAAGUUUCUAGAGACACUGGACUUGGAAGAAACUGGAAUAAUCGAAUUGCCCUCAAGCGUGGGACUACUAACACAGUUGAUCUGCCUACGUGCAUGGAAAACAAGGAUACCAAAUGGGAUACUCAAGAAGCUGAAGUCCCUAGAGGAGCUACAGAUAUAUCCGGCGGAAGAUGAAGAGUCCAAGGGACAGUUAGUCAAGGAUCUUGGUUACCUCGGUGAGCUCAGGGUGCUCAGGACGCUGGUUUCCAGGAUGGGUGAAAGAGUGCAAUACAAUUUGAUGCAGUCUUUACGCAAUCUCAACAAGAUCCAGUGUCUAACACUGGUUGGUUGGUGUCGUGCUAGAGAUGAAGGUAAUAAUGCAACAUGGGAAGCAGCGGUGCUCCCACGACAUCUACGACAUUUGAUUCUAGAAAACAUCCACUUCUCAUGGCUGCCAUCCAGCAUUAAUCCCUCGCGUCUUCCCAACCUUUCUCACUUGGACCUUUUUGUGGCGGCUAUGGAAGAGCAGGCUCUGGAAUCACUUGGCAGGUUGCCUCGGCUGUAUUACCUCAAGCUAUCAACAUGGUCCACGGUAACAUUAACUGAUAUUGCUUCCAAUGGUUUAUUCCAAAAGUUGAGAUCCUUGUCGUUGGUUCAAUCAAUGGUCCAGUUUGUGCUCAUCAAGGACUCAAGGGUUUCAUUUACAAUGUGGAAUGGAGUGGAUGCCAUGACAUUUGAUUCUAAAAUGAAGGAAGAGUUCAGAGUAGAACGGGCUAUCAUGCCGAAUCUCAAAGAGCUUGAAUUUCUGGUUCCUUUGCUUUCCUUGAUGCAUGAGAAUGGUAACUGUGACAAUCUUGGCUUGGAGCAACUCACUUCACUCAACAAAGUCACAGUACAUUUGAGGUGUGAGAGUAAUUUGCCUGCGCAUGAGAAGGAAAUCGAAGCAGAGGUUGCGCUGAGGCAUGCAGCUGACGUCCAUCCCAACCGCCCCACCCUCAGUGUGUUGUACUCCCCUCCGUUGUCCAUCCCAACCGCCCCACCCUGAAUGGAGGUAGUAUUUGUGAAGCUCAAACAACACAUUCGAGGCCAAGAGAAGAUCCAGGUAAUAUAUACUAGCUGUUGCAUUAUUAAUUCCAAUGACAAGAGGACGAGCAUCGUUGUCGAAUAGUAUGUUGUUUUUCUCUCCUUUAAUUUCUAUAUGCCAUUUCUUAUGAUCUUUCGCCUAAGAAACAUCAUCUGAUUCUGUAUUAUGAAAUUGAUAUUAUCGGAUAAUGUGUGGUGUGUAAGCGUAUGCAGGAAUAAUCCAUAUUGCUCA